AUGUCUGCAUCUCAGCCUUCCCACCUCUCUCCGAUAAUCACCCACGCAACCCGCCGUGAUAUUCCAGAGAUUCUCUCAAUGAUCCGACUCCUCGCAGCGUCUUCUACCAACACAUUUCCAAUCUCCGCGACCGAAGCUUCAUUAUCUCAAAAUCUGACCUUUGCAACAACACCCACACCGACUACAUUCUUCACGACCACAGGCUCCGUCACCGUGCCACAAGAGUUCUAUCCAUCUUCUUCGGCAUGUGUUACAAAAGUCAUGCUACUGCGGCACGGGGAAGAAGGGGAGGUGAUUGGAAUGGCAAUCUACUACCCCAACUUCAGCACGUGGCGGUGUGCUGCGGGAAUACAUCUUGAGGAUCUGAUCGUCAAGGCCGAGUAUAGAGGACGGGGUUUUGGAGAGAUGUUGAUACGGGCUUUGGCCGGGCUUGUGUUGGAGAUGGAUGGUGGGAAAGGGAGUGGAAGGUUGGAGUGGGUUUGCGAAAAAGGAAAUGUGAGGGCGUUGCGUCUAUAUCAGGCACUGGGUGCCGAGAGGAUGAAUGGUUGGGUUGGGCUGAGGGUGGAGGGAAAUGAUCUGGUCGGGAUGGCGGAGGGUGGGAAGACGGCCUGA
Ramularia collo-cygni is the source of this 612-nucleotide messenger RNA. Its product is annotated as related to acetyltransferase. NCBI's taxonomy places the organism in Eukaryota, Fungi, Ascomycota, Dothideomycetes, Mycosphaerellales, Mycosphaerellaceae. Gene Ontology annotation, biological process: protein acetylation. Gene Ontology annotation, molecular function: N-acetyltransferase activity. Bases 1 to 612 code for a protein of 203 amino acids. The record is from RefSeq and is a predicted model, not a curated record. The transcript has 2 exons.